Molecule: messenger RNA, 1212 nt
Organism: Brettanomyces nanus
Lineage: Eukaryota; Fungi; Ascomycota; Pichiomycetes; Pichiales; Pichiaceae
Exons: 1
Coding region: 1-1212 (403 amino acids)
Source: RefSeq, a predicted model, not a curated record
AUGCAAACAGAGCAGAUCCGAACAGUGCCGUCGACAGUCGGCUCUCUCGGUUCUCAUUAUCAGGCUCCUAGGCAUAGGAGGGCUUCUGCUUCUACGGCUCCUUAUCAAAUACCCCUCAAAGCGUCUGUCAACCUGACAAAUCCUAUAAGUGGGCUAGUACCAACUGUUACUGAUGAUGACUCUACGGAAGACAGUAUAAAAUCCCCAAAAUAUAAAAGUACCGAGGCUUCAAGCACUUCAUCGUCAACUUCAUCUGCUACAGCUGCAAUCGCACGUACAGGUGGACCCAUUCAUACCCAUCAUUAUCCUAUAGAUGAAGACUCUGAAAGAUUGAGGGCUCAGCAGAUACAACUACAAUUGCAGCAACAGCAACAGCAGCAGCAGCGAUUUCAACAACAGCAGCAACAACAACAACAGCAGCAACAACAACAGCAACAACGGCAACAACAACAACAACAACAACAACAGCAACUUAUAGAACGUGAAUUACUUCAGCAGCAGGUGAAACAACAGUUAGAUAGAGCUAAAGAUAAAAUACUGAGCCAGCAUCGAAGUAAUAAACAGCUACAGAAGAAUAUUCCAAUGUUAUCAAGAGAGUUCGUGGUGCGAAGGAUUUCAGAAGGAGAAAGUGGAAGACUGAAAGAGGAAUUGAAAUGCGAGGCAUGCGGCAAAGGUUACAAACAUAUUACAUCGUUGGCAAAGCAUCUAUGGGAACAUACACCAGAGUGGCAGAAGACCAAGAAUAUGUCCAUUAGUAAGCAUCAACAGGUUCAAUUACUUGAAGCUGCCAGUAUUCUUUGCAGCAUGAACGAGAACAAGAAAGCAGAAGAGAGUGUAUCUACAGCUGCUUACGGAAGAAGCCUUCCUCAAGUAAAAGCGCAAGCGUUUGGAACCCAAUCACUGGGAGCGUAUUCAGAAACAGUAAACAUGACAUACAGAUCUCCAGAGAGGAAGAAUUCGAUUUCAAAAUAUCCACCUUCGUCUUUACCGGCAUCAGUGGGAACAGGAAGAAAGGCCUCAAUUUCUAGAGGAUCAUCACUCCGAGAGAUUCGUAGAGAAAAUAAACUGCAAGGUCAUAAAAAGGAAAGUUCAGAGGUGAUCUCCGAUACAGAAGAUGCAGAAGAGGCUGCUCAGGGUGUCGUUCAUAAUGGAAAGGCCUUUGCUAUGGAAAAUCAAAACGACGAUGAAAUUGUUGGCCAUCUGGAACAAUAA